Messenger RNA from Anopheles moucheti, 1897 nucleotides. It is a transcript of the gene BORCS5, whose product is annotated as BLOC-1-related complex subunit 5. The coding region runs from base 270 to 1298 and encodes 342 amino acids. Gene Ontology annotation, biological process: organelle transport along microtubule; lysosome localization; positive regulation of anterograde synaptic vesicle transport. Lineage: Eukaryota; Metazoa; Arthropoda; Insecta; Diptera; Culicidae. The transcript has 5 exons. Gene Ontology annotation, cellular component: BORC complex; cytoplasmic side of lysosomal membrane; synaptic vesicle membrane. The record is from RefSeq and is a predicted model, not a curated record.
GGAAGAAAGGGUCGGUGCAUAUUGAUGCAGUGACCUGAAAAGCAAACAACUGGAAUAAAAUAAAGUUAAGUGGUUGUGAUAAUUUCGUUCUGCUCCAGUACAGAGCAUCUCAGCUAUGACACGGAGAAUAAGAAUAGUUUACAGGACAGUGUGCUAAAGUGCCGCUUACUCCUACCCCUCUUCUUCUUUUGGGCCGAAUCAUCAAACGCUCCAUACAACGGGAUAUCCCAGGUAUCUUGUUCGCCUUCUCCUUCCUUUCUUGAUCUACGAUGGGUUCGGAACACUCCACACAACUCCAGCAAGGAUCGGCAGGUGGAGCGGAUGGUGCAUUGCGAACCGGUAGUCUACAUAGACACUCGACCACCAACCAGGGCACGGCAUCCUCCUCCGGUCGGGCUGGUGGUUCCGGAUCCGGUACCGGUGGUAAGCUCCAGCGGGGCAAUACGAUCGCAGUGACGGGAACAACCCCAAGCGGAACGAGCGGUACCUUAGACGACGGGUACUCCACCUCGUCCGUGACACCAUCGUCCGCGUACAUCUGUGACUCCCGCCCCGUUUCGCCACCGAUGAGCGUUUGCUCCGAUUCCGACCUGCCCUACAUAUCAUACACGGACAAACCUAUCGGCGAUUCGCCCAAGCUACGGAACAAGCAGCAAUCGAAGCAGCCAAAGGCACGCCCGAACAGUGCGAUUAUUAUGAGCAGGGCUGCCCAGCAACAGCAGCAGCACCAUUACCAGCAACAUCUCACCCAGCAUCUGGAGGGGCGGGGUGGCGUCAGGGGUGGUCGGCCCGGGACGGGCCCUGCCGGAGGAGCGCACAGUAUCGUGGUGGUGAAGUCGGCCGCUGCACGUGACGUUGGCAUCGAGAAGGACGACGAUAUCGUCCGUCUUCAGAGCGUACCGAUGUUUUUGCCGGUCAUGCGUGGGACGCUAACGCUGCCGGCCAACCGCGACCCGGAAGUUCUAGAACGUCUGCAGCCCACACAUCUGAUCAACAUGUGCAGCCGGCUGCAGUCACACUUUAACACCUGCGCCAUCCACGUAUCGUCCGAGCAGCAGCAGAUAACGAACCGUAUUAAGGAGGUGGAUCAGGAGGUAUCGAGCGCACUGGCACAGUUGGUACAGAAGCAGAAGCUCUACACGUCGUACGCGGAAACGUUCUCGAAGGUGCGUCAGAUUUCCCAGCAGCUGACGCGCUGCAACGACAUACUCAAUCAAAACAUCGAAAGUAUGGAGUAUCUGAACAAUCUGCUCAGCGUGGAGGAUCGCCUCGAGCCGUUCGUGUGGAAAACCGAGUAAAGUGUUUCGCGUCGACAGCUGCACGCGUCACCAAGCAGGCAGGGGUUUGCGAAGCGAGACACGAUAGUAUAAGCGCAUAAGUAAUGGAAUGUUUCGGCAGUGCUGAUGAUUAGUGAUAUAAGCAUGAAGGUGGGCAAGGUAAUAAGCUAACCGAGUGGUAGUUGCUUUGCGAAAUUGAAAGUGAGCACAGCAGUAACAAACUAACGCUCGAUACACCGUGAUGGUUCUAGUCGAAGAAGCGCGUGCAAUACAGAAGAUACAAUGCAGAAGUUAUAUAGGGUGAGCAAUAAUGUAACGUAUAGUGUAAUGAUUUGGAUUGGAGCUAUUGUAGUGGAACGCCAUUCUCAAAAGCCUUUGGAACGCAAACUAAGAAACAAAACAAACGCAGAGCACACAACGUUGUGUAAGUGGUGUAUAGUUGUAAUUGCUGUAGUACGAGCGUUCUCAUUAAUGGAAUGGUAUCGGCCAACCCAUUUACGUACUAAUAAAGGUGACACUAAUCUGUUCCUUCUUAUCACCCACAUUUUCCCCUCCACAUAUUGUCCUAUGUUUCGGUUCGCUAUGUAUAAUACCCUCCCCUGUUUUAGCUAGUCUUAAAA